CCAUCCAUAUAUAUUCAAGUUUGUACUUUCAGAUAAACAAAGCAACUGCGUGUGACUAAAACUGACAGCAGAGUUAAGAGUCUCUCUGAGCAAGUUCUUCAUGUAUCACAAGCAUACAUGUAGGCUCUGUCUUUCCGUUGAGGAAGAGAAUAUGUAUCGACUUUUAUGUCCGGAUGGCAUUGUAGAGACAGUGCUCCAGGUCCUCACGAUGUCACGUACACCCGCUCUGAAAUUCUAAAGGGCGUGUCACUCCAAUUUAAGUAUAGUGCAGGGCGGACAUGGCCAUGGUUUGAGCAUUGUAGAAGAUCUUCCAUCUAAUAUCGCGACUACGACAGACGCUACGAGCAUUGGGUCACCUAUAGACAAAAUUCAACAUACAAUGAAUUUCAGGUGAAGAAACUUGUUCGACUGAUGGAGAAAAUUCUUAUGAACUACAUCAACCACGCAUCCGACUCGUGGUUGAUGUAGGCGGCACCAUGAAACGAAUUGGGUGCAUUACGAAAGGAUGUUAGCAUAUCUCAUUCAAAUAGAUGUUAACUAGAUGUUCCCAUGCCAUACAGAUCAAGAGAUUGUUUGCUUGUUUCGGGUUUGUUUGCUUGUUCCGGGUUUGUUGAUCGGAUAGGAAGAAGCAACAGAUCCCCUAGAAUAAAAUGAACAAUUGCGCGUCUUGCUUGCGUCCACUCUUGCACAGAUGAUUGCUUUCUGGCCUUCAAUUUAUGAAGAUUGUCAC
Marchantia polymorpha subsp. ruderalis is the source of this 730-nucleotide messenger RNA. The record is from the annotation of a GenBank genome assembly. Lineage: Eukaryota; Viridiplantae; Streptophyta; Marchantiopsida; Marchantiales; Marchantiaceae.